AUCAUCCUCGCCAACACCUAUCAUCUGCUGGCCUACCCUGGACCGGACGUCGUAGAACGCCUUGGGCGUCUCCAGCAAUUUACGGGGUGGCGGGGCCCAAUGCUUACAGACAGUGGCGGGUACCAGGUCUUCUCUCUGUUGCAUGGGCGAAAGCUAUUACACGGAGAUCUCAUCUUACUGACUCCGGAGAAGGCCAUUGAGGCGCAGUACCAGCUAGGAGCAGACCUCAUAGUGGCGCUUGACGAAUGUACGCCCUCACAUGCGGGAAAGGUGGGCGGCACGGUUCGUGUGGCGUUUGGUUUGAUGCAAGGCCACGGGAAUGCAGCACAGCGAGCGCAUGAUAGGAUGCGGCUCAAACCUCCACUGCAGGGCCUCUAUGGAGUCGUCCAGGGCGGGGUCUACACAGACCUGCGCCGUGAAAGCGCUGCCUUUGUGAAUGAGCAUGACUUCUUCGGUGCCGCCAUCGGAGGGAGUCUAGGAACCGACCGGCAGCAGAUGCAUGCUGUCGUAGCGGAGACCGCAGCAAUGCUGAGGAACGACCGCCCCAUUCAUUUACUCGGAGUAGGAGGCAUGGUGGAUAUCUUCCACGGCGUAAAGCAAGGAAUCGACAGUUUUGAUUGCGUACACCCCACACGUGCGGGCCGCCACGGCAGCGCCUUGGUCCCACGGGCCUUUUGGGAUGAUACGCGCAGUUCAGGUCUUGCCGAUGCUGCU
Molecule: messenger RNA, 714 nt
Organism: Rangifer tarandus platyrhynchus (Svalbard reindeer)
Lineage: Eukaryota; Metazoa; Chordata; Mammalia; Artiodactyla; Cervidae
Source: the annotation of a GenBank genome assembly